Molecule: messenger RNA, 850 nt
Organism: Macrosteles quadrilineatus (aster leafhopper)
Lineage: Eukaryota; Metazoa; Arthropoda; Insecta; Hemiptera; Cicadellidae
Product: alpha-amylase-related protein-like
Exons: 6
Biological process (GO): carbohydrate metabolic process
Molecular function (GO): cation binding; alpha-amylase activity
Source: RefSeq, a predicted model, not a curated record
UGACAGGUAUAAAUACCAGUUGGUUUUGCAAAUAAUUUCAGUUGGAGGUAGAAUACGAUUGGGUUUACACUGAUGCUUCUAGCUUUAGAAUUGCCACGACUUCUCAUUUCAUCGACCAUGCUGACGGCAGUGGGCGUGGUCUAUCUACUGGUUGGAGUAUGCUUGGCCGACAAGACGCUGGACUUGGAGAAUGGAGUGAUCGUACAUAUGUUUGAGUGGCCUUACUCAGAAAUCGCAAGAGAAUGUGAGGAGUUUUUGGGCCCGAGAGGAUUUGCUGGCGUCCAACUUUCACCUUCUACAGAGCAUAUUGUGGCGGAAGGCCAGUGGUGGGAGAGGUACCAAGUGGUCUCGUAUCAUCUGGUCAGCCGCUCAGGCGACGAGGAACACCUUCGAAAUAUGAUAACAAGAUGCAACCGUGCUGGGGUUUGGGUGUUUGCUGAUGUAGUUUUCAACCAUAUGACAGCUGAUAGAGACAACUGUCGUGGUUUUGGAGGGACAAUGUGUUACCCUAGAGACAAAUCUUACCCAGGGGUCCCCUACUCAUCUAAAGACUUCCACGAUCGAUAUUGUAACGGCAUAGACUACAAAGAUGCAGGACAGGUAAGAGAAUGUGAACUUGAUGGCCUGCAUGACUUGAACCAGGCUCUUGAGUCAGUCAGAAAACCGAUAGUGGAACUUUUAAACAAAUUAAUAGAGUUUGGUGUCGCCGGAUUUAGGAUAGAUGCAGCUAAACACAUGCACCCUGAUGAUUUGAAAAUAAUCUACGAAAGGUUGAACUAUCUGAACACAAAACAUGGUUUCGAAGAAAAAACUAAACCUUUGAUAUACCAGGAAGUCAUAGACAAAGAUG